AUGGUGAGCCACAACGGAAAGAACAGAAUUGUGUUCAACUGUUCCUACACGUAUAAAAAUAAAAACCUCAAGAAGCUGCUAUUGCCUGGGCCCACCUUAAGUUCCAGUUUACUGGGUGUACUGCUGCGCUUCAGAGAGCAUGCUAUUGGUAUCAGCAGUGAUAUCAAGGGCAUGUUCCACCAGGUGAGGCUGCUCCCAGAAGACAAGCCCUUGCUGCGCUUCCUGUGGCGAGACCUGAAUACAGAGGAACCACCUAACAUCUAUACAUGCCUCACAUCUGUUGAGGAAACCCAUCACCUGGUCGAUAAACUGACUUCACUGUUGACUACAGGUGGAUUUGAGUUACGCCAGUGGGGCAGUAACAACCCGGAAUUCAUCAAUCAUCUGCCCAAAGAAGCAAGAUCUGAGAGCAGUGAAUUGUGGAUCAAUGAGUCAGGCACUGACCCACAGGAGCUCGCCCUUGGACUCCGCUGGUUAUGCAAUUCAGAUACCUUAAGGUAUAAAUACCGUAUGUUGGACAAAACUACACCUACCAUGCGAAAUAUAUACCGAGUUCUGGCACGCCUUUAUGAUCCCUUGGGAUUUAUAGUCCCCUUUACCACGCGGGCCAAAGUUCUGGUGCAGCACUUGUGGGAUAAACAGAGAGACUGUGAUGACCCGUCACUACCUGAGGAUGUGCUGCAGUCAUGGCUGACGUGGGAAGAAGAAUUGGAGCAUCUCUCCCAGAUUAUACUGCCUCGCUGCUAUGUGAGCCUUGAGAUGGACAGUUCAAACCACCAGAGAGACCUACACAUCUUUGCUGAUGCGUCAGAGAAGGCAUAUGGCUCAGUGGCAUAUUUGCGGACAGAGAGUUCAAACGGCGGUAGAGAUGUGUCUUUUGUUGCUGCCAGGUCUAGGGUGGCCCCGAAGAAGCAGCAAUCAAUACCCAGACUGGAGUUGUGUGCUGCUCUGACAGCUGCACAGCUAGCUGCACUAUUGCAAAGAGAGCUGACAGUUAAUAUCCGCAAUGUUGUCUUCUGGACAGACUCCACAACAGUACUCGCAUGGCUCCAGUCCGACUCCUGUCGGUACAAGGUAUUUGUGGGAACACGGGUGUAG
This is a messenger RNA of Misgurnus anguillicaudatus (oriental weatherfish), 1098 nucleotides long. Lineage: Eukaryota; Metazoa; Chordata; Actinopteri; Cypriniformes; Cobitidae. The record is from RefSeq and is a predicted model, not a curated record.